AUGGAGGACACAGGCCAGCAGGUAGCAGAACGAUAUGCCCUUGUCUCUUCACUCUACGGGCCGGGCACGAUCGCCUGCUGGUACCUCACAAUUCUGUCCGUUCUGGUCUCUUGGACGCUUCAUCCGAGGAAACGAAAGUCCGGAUCUAUCGACGUCGACUUACUGGCGACUUUGACGCUGCCAACUGUCGCCGCCGGCCACCUGAUAUCGCAGAUUUCGACACUAACGCCAGGUCACGACAACUCUCCAGGCUCUGGCGUCGAAGCUAAUCAAUUUGCUCAGUCUAUCGCCGCUAUCGAGGCACCUUUCAGCGUGGUCGAAUCCUUCAUGGCGAUCAGUGUCAUCCUGUUCCUUGUUUCGGUGUGGAUGGUUUGCCUCCGUCGGGCGAUAUCCGUGGCAAUGGUCGGCCUCCUGUGCCUUGCCACUGAAUGUUACAUCCAUUUCUCCAGCUUCAGAGAGCUUGGUAUUCGGUACAACCCGUUGGGCGCCCCGAGUGACGAGAAACCAGCCUUCACCCGAUCGUUUGUUGCCGACUUCACGGGCCUUGUCAUAGCCAUCCCUGUAAUACUGGCUGUUUGCUCCGCUACGCUCUCUGCGAUCAUCACCUACAUGCUUCGCUCUGGAAGCGUGCCGCAGGAGAUCGAGCAAGGGGCCCGAAGAAGGCCAAAUGAGAACCCUGCAGCUUCCCAACGGGCUGUCGAAAUGCUCCGACCAAGUACCGAAGCAGCUCAACGAAAUACCCCGCCCGCGGUCUCUGGACUUACACAGUCAGGAGAUAGGGUAGGAAUGGAAGAAUGGAAACGAGAUGCCAAGCGAACAGAACGAGUGGCACGAACAAGCGCAUGGAUCAGCCUGGUUUUUGUCCCCGCCACAGCGCUACUCAGCAUAUUACCCAGCGCAAUGAACGCGCUUCAAUUCUCCUAUGCAGUUCUCGCCGCGAGUUCUGGCAGGACAAUCACAGUCUGGGCUCGUCUGAAGAUAUUUGCAGGACACUUCUACCCGCACUCCAGUAACUCUUUCUUGGAUCUCGACCAAGCAGUGGCAACCGCGGCAGGAGCAACUGUGCUUGGCUUUAGCAUAUACAGUGUUGCCAACGCACGUUACAAAAUGCAAAGUAGCAGACAGUCGAUCCGGGUCGAGGAAGACAGCAUCCAGCUAGAUCGGUUGGUUCAAGAACCGACGAUUCGAGGUCUGGAAAUAGUAAUGGAUAACUGCAGACGUCGAGCGCAGUGA
Messenger RNA from Cladophialophora yegresii CBS 114405, 1233 nucleotides. RefSeq lists its product as uncharacterized. Bases 1 to 1233 code for a protein of 410 amino acids. Lineage: Eukaryota; Fungi; Ascomycota; Eurotiomycetes; Chaetothyriales; Herpotrichiellaceae. The record is from RefSeq and is a predicted model, not a curated record. The transcript has a single exon.